Homo sapiens (human) is the source of this 1836-nucleotide messenger RNA. RefSeq names its product glycophorin C (Gerbich blood group) (gene GYPC). Bases 988 to 1311 code for a protein of 107 amino acids. Lineage: Eukaryota; Metazoa; Chordata; Mammalia; Primates; Hominidae. The record is from RefSeq and is marked reviewed. Gene Ontology annotation, cellular component: membrane; plasma membrane; cortical cytoskeleton. The transcript is spliced from 5 exons.
CCUCUCGCCGCCGAGGGUCAGGAGCCCGGGAGCGCGACCCUCCCCCGGCCCGGCCUGGCCCGGCCUGGCCAGUCCCCGCGGUCUCUGCCCGGGCUGACGCCCAGGAAUGUGGUCGACGAGAAGCCCCAACAGCACGGCGUGGCCUCUCAGCCUCGGAAGUCUCCAAGGACCCCCAUGAAACACCUGCAUUUCCUGUCAUGAUUUUGAGGCUGAAAUCAUCUUCCUCCUCCCAGAACACCUAGGUGUUCUAGUCUGAAGCCAUCCUCACUCUCAACUCCCCUCCUUCGAGCCCUCACCCUGUGCCUGAAUUCUUCCUUCUUUGCUGGGACAGAUGGACAGGAGGAAGACAGGAAGUGGGGAACCCCUUCAACAACUCCUAUGGCAGAGGGGAGCCAUAGGAGAUGGGCCGGGAAAUGUAAAGACCAGCCCACGCAGGAAAAAAAGAGAACUUUUUAGCACAGUGUCAUCUGAAAAUGCAAGAGAAGAGAGGCUCUUGGUGGCAACAGAGGAGUGUGACUUCCAGCCUCAGGGCUAGCACCUGACCCCUGCUCUCCGUCCACAUCUGAAAAAUACCACUGGCCCUGAGAAUCCAUUGCAACUGAGGUUCUGCACCCCAACAGCUGCACUCAAGCUGCCAACUGAAGCAGAGAGCACUGCCCGCACUGCAGGGUUGUGCCUGUGUGCCCCGCUGCCUCCAGGGGUGGCUGCCUUCUGCCAGAGAAUGGACAGCUGACAUCCUGAGGACAUAGAGAGUUAGUAGGAAUGACUGUAGCCAAUGGCAAAUCCCAUGGAUGAAAAGCCACUCCCAACUCCACAAAGAUGAGCAUAGUGAAGGCUGCAGUUUAGUUGGUUCGUGGUUCCCCAGAAGGCUUUCAAACAUUCAGCAGUUGUCAUUCAGUGCCAGGCACCCAGUCUAAUGCUGAGUAUAGAGUUGUGAGCAAGACAAGCCUGAACGUGUGGAGCUUCCUGUCUGAGCCUGAUCCGGGGAUGGCCUCUGCCUCCACCACAAUGCAUACUACCACCAUUGCAGAGCCUGAUCCAGGGAUGUCUGGAUGGCCGGAUGGCAGAAUGGAGACCUCCACCCCCACCAUAAUGGACAUUGUCGUCAUUGCAGGUGUGAUUGCUGCUGUGGCCAUCGUCCUAGUCUCCCUCCUCUUCGUCAUGCUGCGCUACAUGUACCGGCACAAGGGCACGUACCACACCAAUGAGGCCAAGGGCACGGAGUUUGCUGAGAGUGCAGAUGCAGCCCUGCAGGGAGACCCUGCCCUCCAAGAUGCUGGUGAUAGCAGCAGAAAGGAGUACUUUAUUUGAGGGACAACAGACUUCACUUCCCUGAAUGCCUCCCCCAUCUCCAUCAGGAAAAAUACACCCCAUCGCCCAGCACCCCUGCUGAUACCACCAGACAGAGAGAGAGAGCACUUGAUUCUUCCCGAGAUAGCCACCUGGAAACACUAGGUGCCUGCCCAGGGAGGAACGGAGGAGGACUCGCGCUACAAGAGGCCACUCCCAGGGACCCAGGGAGGCGAUGGCCACCCCAGAGGCCACCUUUUGCUCCACGGAGGUGGGAGAAAAUCUGGGCACAUGGGGCCCCCUGGGCAGUGCAGGACAACAUCAGCUCACUGGCAGGAAAGUCCUUGUUGAGGGUGAGGGGGUGCUGGGGUACCCGGGGGCUGGGGAAGCAAGGAAAUAAGUCAUCUGUAUGCUGACUGGGGAUAAUGGCAUCAAAUGUCAGUCCUUGACAUUUGGGGGGAACAGCAGGUGCCAGAGCUAAAAGGUACCUUUGUCUGCCAUUGAUCCAGCUCAGAACGAUUGGAAAUAAAUUUGAAAUGUAACCGA